AUGGAAUAUCAAGUCGCAGACACCUCCAUCAGCUUUGCCGAGCUUGAAGCUGACUCAAGCUGGGUCCGUGCCGUGAAAGCACACCGUGCAGCGGCGGCCCACCAGCCCAUCAUCUCGCCACCGCCUGCCUGGCCAACACCCAAGACUCCCUGCACUAACAGUCUCCGUCGUCACGCUCCGUCAUCGCCACCGGCCACCUCCAAGCACCAGCCUCCCCCACCAGCGCCACCCACCGUGCCCAUCCUGAAGACCUCCCGGCCUUCCCGCCCCCGCCCCCACUCAGUCUCCCGUGGUGCCGAGUCUGCCAGCCGCCACCGCUCCGUCUCCUUGCCGCCUCUGCCGAGGUCCGAGGCGUCCACCGCCCCUGCCACCACCACCAUAUCACCGGUAAGCUGGAAACCGCAACCUCACACGUCGGACCGCCGAACCGCGGCCCUCGAGACCACUAUCGCUGCCCAGCAGCUCCGAAUUCAGGAGCUGUCGCGCCAGCUGCAGGCCGCGCUAGUGCGUCUGUCCUCCCCCGCUCCUCCUCCUACUUCCCCAGCUCCCGCACCUCCACAGCCGCCGGCGCUAGCUGUGGAGCCGAUGAAUACGGCAUCUUCGGCUGCAUCAUCGCGCACCUCCUCUCCCAACCGCAGCCCCCGCUCAAACGCCGAUCACCUUCCUUCGACCCCGUCGCGCACGAGCGUGAUGUGGUUCGCCAAACAAGCUCCUUCUUGGAGGCGUUUUAGCAGCGCGUCAUGGCCCGCUUUGGGCGACUUGAGGAGCGCGUCGCCAGUAUCGACACCCGUGUGGCCGCCAUCGAAUCACACGUUACCGCUCUAG
Molecule: messenger RNA, 825 nt
Organism: Dermacentor andersoni
Lineage: Eukaryota; Metazoa; Arthropoda; Arachnida; Ixodida; Ixodidae
Source: RefSeq, a predicted model, not a curated record